GAUUGGGAAUAUAAUUCAAUAGGCAAAAAAGUUGCUUUGAAAGAAAUAAAAGAUUCUAUAUAUGAUAUAGUUGAAUUUCUGAAAGUGGAUGACUUACAUAAAUUUUUAACUAAAAAUUUUUGGGAUUUAAGGUGGCGAUCAAAAAUAGACAUAUUAUUAUCAAUAGCAUUGGGUCUCGAAACCUUGCAUACAAAAAAUUUAGUUCAUUGUGACCUUCAUAGUGGAAAUAUUUUGAUAAAUGAUUCUUUCGAUCUUAUUAAUUAUGACCUAGUAAUAGAUUUAGAAAAUACAGCAGAUAAUGAUGUUAUUCGACAACUUAAAAUUGCUGAUGAAAAUCAAAAGAACACAUCAAAAUCUCAAAAGCAAGAAUUAUUUGAAUUAUUUUCAUAUUCAAGUAAGUUACAUCCUCAAUCAUGUUAUAUUAGCCGAUAUAUUUUUACUCUCUACGGAUUAAAUGAUUUAUUGGAAGAUCUCAAAUCUGGAAAAUCAUCUGAUCCUAAUUUAUUAUUUAAGUCCAAUGAAUCAACUACUUCAAGUGUCAAUACUCAUGAUAUUGCUGGGGAAAUAGAAAUUCAAAGCAAAUAG
Messenger RNA from Diversispora eburnea, 585 nucleotides. Lineage: Eukaryota; Fungi; Glomeromycota; Glomeromycetes; Diversisporales; Diversisporaceae. The record is from the annotation of a GenBank genome assembly.